Messenger RNA from Salarias fasciatus (jewelled blenny), 1721 nucleotides. RefSeq names its product zinc finger protein 367 (gene znf367). Bases 216 to 1172 code for a protein of 318 amino acids. NCBI's taxonomy places the organism in Eukaryota, Metazoa, Chordata, Actinopteri, Blenniiformes, Blenniidae. The record is from RefSeq and is a predicted model, not a curated record. Gene Ontology annotation, cellular component: transcription regulator complex; chromatin; PcG protein complex. The transcript is spliced from 5 exons. Gene Ontology annotation, molecular function: RNA polymerase II cis-regulatory region sequence-specific DNA binding; DNA-binding transcription factor activity, RNA polymerase II-specific. Gene Ontology annotation, biological process: regulation of transcription by RNA polymerase II.
GCCCGAAGGAAACUUCCAGUCAUUCUCCCAACUGACUGAGGAAACGCCGAGCGGGACUUUUUUUCCCCACACCCUUUCAUCUUUGGAAAUGAAGGACAUAUUCACCCCAGACUGAAAAGGCGCGACACCCACAAGUUACUUUUUGACUAAGGAAAGUCUUUCGGUUACAUUUUUUUUUCUUCUGCUACUAAUACCGGGAAUCGGACACCGGUAAGAUGGCCGAGAACAAGCAUCCGCACGUAAUUUUCUGCAACGAUUCGCCGAAAAGAGUUUUAGUGUCCGUCAUCAAGACCACCCCGAUAAAACCGAGGAAAGCGGAGGCGCUGACCCCGACCAGUCCCGGCUUCAGCGACUUCAUGGUCUACCCGUGGAAAUGGGGGGAGAACGCCCACAAUGUGACCCUGAGCCCGGGCUCGGUGAACGGCGCCGCGUCCCCGACCGGGACGCAAACCGCCGGGGAGGCGGACACCGCUUCGUCACCCGACCAGAUCAAGGAUGGAAUCCGCAGAGGCCGACCCCGGGCCGACACUGUUCGGGAGCUGAUAAGCGAAGGGGAGACUUCAUCCAGCCGUAUCCGCUGUAACAUCUGCAACAGAGUGUUUCCCAGGGAGAAGUCUCUCCAAGCUCACAAGAGAACACACACAGGAGAGAGGCCUUAUCUUUGUGACUACCCGAAUUGUGGGAAGGCGUUUGUCCAGAGCGGCCAGCUGAAGACCCACCAGCGGUUGCACACUGGGGAGAAACCCUUCGUCUGCUCAGAGAAAGGCUGCGGGAACCGGUUCACACACGCUAACCGUCACUGCCCAAAGCAUCCUUUCUCCCGCCUGAAGAGGGAGGAGCCAAAGGAAGGCCUGGGCAAGGCGCAGUCUGUGGAUAACAAGGCCGUUGCUGAGUGGUUGGCAAAGUACUGGCGGACCCGGGAGCAACGUGCCCCAACAACGACCAAGGCGAAGCCCCAGGGCAAGGGGAGGGCGGAGGACCAGGAGCAGCAGGACCCCAUGGACUUCAUCCAGUCUGACGAGGAGAACGGCGAGGAAGAGGAGGCGGCGGCGGCUGCAGAGGAGGAGAAAGGCGCCCCGGGGGGAGCGGCCAAGCGCCGGCUGCAGGAGCAACGAGAGCGUCUCCACGGCGCCCUGGCGCUCAUCGAGCUGGCCAACAACCUGUCUCCCUGAACUCUCACCCCCAACCCCAACCCCACCUGCCUUCCUGAAACACCUGCUGUCACUAAACCAUGUUCAUAAAUGCAGAUCUGCGACUAGUUUAGUUCAUCGAGUUGCUGAACCUGACUUCACGCUGGCAGCUGGACUGGCCUGAGAUCAGCGUUCUGCACAGAAUUCCUCCCUUCACAGCAUCAGGAAGGCACAAGCUAAAGCACCUUAUCGAGCUUCCAUUUUAUCCUUUUAGGCUGCUAUAAUGGUAGAUUUGACAAUAUGAAGAAUGUCUUUCUCUCUUCUGUCUUCUGAAGGCAAAGAAAGGAAACCUAAUGUUGAAACGUGUUUUGUUUGCACUUUGGUAACGAGUUGUUUUUUAAGGAUAUUGUGAGUAUUAGAGUGUUGGACCGAUGUGUGUGUAUAUAUGGAUUAAGCUCAGCUGGACAGAAUGAUACAGGGUGUGGUCGUGCAUAGGAAACGAUGAGUUGCAUUCAGCUGUCAGUCGGCGUCCCGUCGCGUUCCCAGGUUUCAUCUCUGGCGUUUCAAAAAAAAAAAAAAAAAAAAAAACAA